UUCAAAAUUCAAAUAUACCGUAAAAGCCCAAUUCCUUUUCUGUCGGUAAUUGCAUGAUUCAGUGAGCGCGAGGUGGCCUUGUAGAGAACAUUCGAAUAGCGGGAAACCUAUCGUUCGCCGCGGGAAAAUCCAAAAACCUCAAGAAAUUGGUUUGCUAUGGCUUCCUCAUCUUCUUCUAUCUCUGCGGCAGCGGGUCCUGAUAUUCCUUGGGUUGAGAAGUAUCGCCCUACUAAAGUGGCUGACAUAGUCGGGAAUGAAGAUGCUGUCUCCAGGCUCCAAGUCAUUGCCCGCGACGGAAACAUGCCCAACCUCAUUUUAGCCGGACCUCCUGGAACUGGCAAGACCACUAGCAUAUUAGCUCUUGCUCAUGAACUUUUAGGUCCCAAUUAUAGGGAGGCUGUUUUGGAGCUGAAUGCAUCAGAUGACAGAGGUAUUGAUGUUGUGCGCAACAAAAUAAAGAUGUUUGCACAGAAGAAGGUUACGUUGCCUCCGGGAAGGCAUAAGAUAAUAAUUUUGGAUGAAGCGGAUAGCAUGACAUCCGGAGCUCAACAAGCUUUGAGGAGGACCAUGGAAAUAUAUUCAAACUCCACACGUUUUGGACUUGCUUGCAACACGUCCUCAAAGAUCAUUGAGCCUAUCCAGAGUAGAUGUGCCCUUGUUCGUUUCACCAGAUUAUCUGACCAAGAGAUUCUCGGUCGUCUUAUGAAUGUGGUUGCAGCAGAGAAGGUUCCCUAUGUUCCCGAAGGUCUUGAAGCCAUUAUUUUCACAGCCGAUGGGGAUAUGAGACAAGCUCUGAACAACUUGCAAGCCACAAACAGUGGCUUUGGAUUUGUAAAUCAAGAAAAUGUGUUCAAGGUGUGUGAUCAGCCCCAUCCAUUGCACGUGAAGAACAUGGUGCGCCAAGUUAUUGAAGGGAAAUUUGACGAUGCCUGCACCGGAUUGAAGCAGCUCUACGAUAUGGGCUAUUCACCCACCGAUAUAAUCACCACACUUUUCCGAAUCCUCAAGAAUUACGAUGCGCCAGAGUACUUGAAGCUUGAAUUCAUGAAGGAGACGGGCUACGCCCACAUGAGGAUCUGUGAUGGAGUUGGCUCGUAUCUUCAACUGUGUGGUUUACUAGCGAAGCUCGCACUCGCCCGAGAAACAGCCAAAGGAGCUUAGUUACCCACCCCAUCAUCAAGGUGAGUAUGACAUUUAACAAUGUGUAUAAUUUCAGGAUUCAAUUAACCAAGGUAUCUGUUUGGCAUUGUAGUUUUUUGUGGUAAUAUAAACCAUGGUUACAUUUUGGGAUUUUGUUGUACUGAAUUCAUGAAAGGUGUGUUCUUUUUGUAAUUGAGAUGUUUUAGUUUU
Messenger RNA from Andrographis paniculata, 1350 nucleotides. Its product is annotated as replication factor C subunit 2. Gene Ontology annotation, cellular component: DNA replication factor C complex; nucleus. Gene Ontology annotation, biological process: DNA repair; DNA-templated DNA replication. Gene Ontology annotation, molecular function: DNA clamp loader activity; ATP hydrolysis activity; ATP binding. The transcript is spliced from 8 exons. NCBI's taxonomy places the organism in Eukaryota, Viridiplantae, Streptophyta, Magnoliopsida, Lamiales, Acanthaceae. The coding region runs from base 157 to 1161 and encodes 334 amino acids. The record is from RefSeq and is a predicted model, not a curated record.